Molecule: messenger RNA, 6724 nt
Organism: Pocillopora meandrina
Lineage: Eukaryota; Metazoa; Cnidaria; Anthozoa; Scleractinia; Pocilloporidae
Source: the annotation of a GenBank genome assembly
AUGUUUUCAAGUUUCUUUCUGGCAUUUAUCCUGUCAUUAAUUGGGCCAAGCUUAGCCCAAAAGAAAAUGUGUCCAAAAAUAUUUUUCCAGAACAUCGACGAGAAUGUUUUGCCAUGGGUCCAAGUGGAAGGAGUUUACGAGUUAUUCUCGAACAACGAUGGCUUUCCUGUCUAUCUUAAUCGUCCUUCGGGUCUCUUCUUCUACUACAGAGAUCUUACAUCGCAAGGAGAAAAGCUUCUCGCUUUUGGGCUCAAAGUCACAGAAACAUUUGGUGUUGUUGGUCGUCUCAGCAACGACUUUGAUCCGAAGACUUGGUUGUCGUCUGGCUUGCUAAAUGAGAAAGAUUUGUUCGGUGAUGUCGUGAAAGAGUGGUCGUACUAUUCACCACUCGAUAAGACAUUUAAAACUGUCUUAGGACCACCUUACAUCAAAGCUAUUUGUGUGGACGAUGAAUACUUUCGAUGCAAUUCAGGAAAAGUUUAUUUGAAUGACACCAUCACCGGAAAUCAAGCUGAAAUUCUUAACGAUCCUCGAACGGACUUUUUCGCCAAAGUUCCGAACGUUUAUGAGUCGAUCCGUUCCGUAUUCAAGCACAGCCGACAGGAAUGGUAUUUAUACUACCGGGAUGGCUACUGGAGGGUUAGCACCAGUUAUACUGGAUCUGGGACCGAUUUACUUCGUACGAAAGAUCUAGCACAUAGGCCAGAGUACGUGACAAACUAUUGGGAAAUUUGGACUACAAAGGGAUGGACUGCUGGAAGUGGAUUGAGAAUGAAAUGUCGAGGAAUCGUCAAUGGAGAAAACGAAUGUUAUGACAAGCCUUGUAAUGGCCAGGGUACUUGCGUUUACACCGCUGAUAAUGAGACAGUAUGUCUCUGUCAGGACUCCACGCACGGACCGAACUGUGAAAAUAAAGACGCAUGCUCCGACCCGGGAAUUCCAGCUAACUCAAUUGAGGUAGUUCACGCCGGAAAUCGUCCGGGAGACAUUUCCACUUCGUUUUGCGCGACAGGCUACCGAUCUUCGCCCGUGGAGUUUUUCGUUUGCGAGCAGGAUCAUGGAAGGAAGAACUGGUUGCUUGAGUCAAAGGCCACUUGUCAAGUUCCACCGCCUAUAACUUCUGGUCCGAUACCGCCUCAUACUUCAGUCCCCGCCCCAGGCCCUUUUCCAUACCCCACGGGAAAUCCAGAGAAUAUCCCAACCAGUAAAAAGCCUUUGGAUCAGUCUGAAGCGUUCAUGAUAUUUGUCAUUGCUUUUUUCGCUUGUCACGUUCUUUGUCCAACUUUCAUAUGGUUAGGCAUCAUGCUAGUCAAAAUCGUCCGUUUUUCUCAAAGGAGCCGACCAGGAUCCCCAGAGCGUUUAGAAGCUGUUCAAAACGCAAUGCAAAGUCGAUAUAUGUUAAUGAUGCAGGUGUAUUCCAUUUUCAUGAAUUUCACUUUCUGGGUGUGGCUUUGCGCAGUUUGCGCAUGUCUGGCAACAGGUGAUGGCAAAGCGCGCUCCUUUACGUUUUAUUGGGCUGCUGUCAUGUGCGGAGUCUGCGCAGUGUUCGUUACCUUAGAGGCUUUUUUCUCGAGUGAAAGAGCAGCGUUACAUAACAUGUUCUCCUGGGAAUACGUCAAGUCUCUUCAGCGCGAGCCUCCGUCAAUUGAGAUGGUGAUUGACAGGUAUGAAUGGAAACACCAACGUAUGGCUGUCUAUCGGACAAAUGUUUUAACAGGACGCCAAGAAUACCAAGGAUCAGAAGAUCGCUGGAGUAAGGUCGGGAGGAAGACUGUUCGCCAGCCAUUUGUUUACUCGUCUUGGUGUGAUGAGUCAAAUUUAGAGGUCUCUGAAAAUGGACGACUUUUUAGGCUUCGUGUUCACAUAGACAUUACACUUGACAGAACGGCUGCAGAAUCGUUUGAAGUUCAAAAGUCAGCCUUAAUUGAGAAAACACGUCAUUUGAAUCAUCAUUUUGAUUUCUCCCGUGUGGAUAGCGUAGCCAAUCACCAUCCGUACGUUGUGUUGUACCAUAAGAAGGAGUCCGUGCCCUUCUGGAUGAACGAGCAGUUCUUCUGGUGUUUUACAUUUCUUCAGUUGUCUUGGAUUUACAGAUGGCUCUUCGUCUCUCAAACAAGCUCUCUUCAAUUUACGCUGAGAAAGAAGGUGUUUUGCCAACCUGUUUUCUCGGAACAGACCGCAUUUAAACAGGUUUAUCCUGCUCAAACUGUACCUGGCGCACAUGAUGACAUCAUAUAGGACAUUGAGGCGGCUAACAAGCCCUUGCUCAGCAAUCAGCAAAACUCUACAAAUUAUCUUGCAGUUUAAUUGCAAUGGAAUAAUGAUAGAUACUAAAAGUGUAUGGGUAUCUUGACAGGAUAAAAAAAUUAUAGGAAGAGAGGAACUCGCAACUGAAUGUCGAAAAUAAUCCGCGAUUUCAUUAGUGUCACUUCACCUUUCAGCCCCAAGAGUGACGGGCAUCUAAUUUCCCCUUUCAGUAUCACGUUUGAUCAAAUGUAAUUUAAGAAACUCAUGAUUGUUAAACAAAUUCACCUGGUCGUUAACUCGGGAAAUGAAGAAAGAGAAUAUCGAUACUAAUGGUAGAGUGUAAAGAGUUAAUUUUGCUUUGUGAUUGACCUCACGAAGAAAAAAAAUUCUCACGCUCUCAACCAAUCAAAGGCGUAAUUGAAACCAAUAAGGACUUCGAGCCUUUCUUUUUCCCGCGCUUUAUUCCGUUUGAGAGGUUUUUUCCUUUGGGUUCUCAUAGGCUUACCUGAAGUGUAUUCCGUCCCUCUGAAUCCUUUGAUUGGCCCAUGAUUUACUACCUGCGCCUUACUAUUCCCAUGUAAUUGCAAAAUUUCUCGUGCAGUUUAGCCUCAAUUAUAAAGAUGACGGAGCUUUUAAAACGAGUUACGAAUCCGAACAUUACUCUUUCCCAUAUUUCGCGGUUUAUCCACGAGUUAAAACGGCAAUGGGUUAUGCGAGGAAAUAAUAUCAAGGCAAAAUUAUGGGGAAAAAGGGAUUGAAUGAAAAAUCAAGAUCGAAAGAUUGAUGGGUGGGCUAAGAAUAGCUGCGUAUGAGUGAGUUAGUGGAAGGAAGUUUCAAAAAAUACAAUAAGAUCAUUUCAUGUCCACUUGAAAUAAUUUUUAUAUUCAAACAUGACCCGUGAAUGAAAAGCUGAAUUAAAUGUGAUUCGUGAACCAUAUUGUUUUCUGUGAUGAAUUUCCGGCUAUUUGAAAAUGUGUACGUAUUGUGCUCACACGGCUGUGGUUAGGUUUUGAUUAGGGAUUUGACUGUAUAUGGACUUCAAAUGGAUCAAUUGAAAUCAUAAAACAGACCACGAGUGGUUCUUUUAAAAAAUAGGGUAAGACAUUACGUCCUAUUUUGUCGCUUAAGUCUGAUCAAGACCAGAAAAGUACCAAAUUCGUGAAUUUGGUUUUCUAUUUUCAUGUGAAACAUGAUCGUUUUGAAUUUCGCGUGAACGUGAAAUAAUUUUGGAUAUUCUUCGUGAUGCGUGAAAAGGCCAAUUUUUCUUACGUGACUGAGUUUUACGAAGUGAGAAGGUAACUUCAAUUGUUCGAAUAUUAAGUCUCUCUUUCAUUUGAUUUGGGUAACUGAAUACCUUGAAUUUAUCAACGAAUAAAGUUAAUUCAACGUCGUGUGUUAUAUUUGUGUCAAAAAUACUUGUCAUUGAAACUAUCAGACUUAGGAUAUGGAAACACGGAACGGAUGAGAGUGAAUUUUUAAUUAAACAUUUCUUCCGGCAGUCAACUUACGCAAUAACUUACGCAAUAUUCUGAUAGGUUGUUAACCUACCAAAAUAGUACUGUCUACCUUGAGUGAAAAUCAUAUUACUCUGUACAGGAUCGCCGCUCAGAGCACUUUUUAAAACUGCAACCACUUAACAGAGUGUAUGAAACGUUAAACGAGCAAAAAUUCGCCGGCGACUCUGUACAGUUGACUGCAAGCAAGUCACGUUCGUGUAUUUCGGUGACGUGCAAAAGAGGUAAGAUCGAGUUAUUCUCUUUUUUGGGCGCAUGAAGUGAUUUCUUCGUUUCAGUUAAUAAAGGUAAUUUAGCGGAACCCUUCGGAAACAAGCAGAAAAAAUAUCUAACUUUGUUACACCUUGUUUUACCUAUGGAUAAAGCAACACAUUUGUCUUUCGAUUAGACGUAUGUUUGCGGAUAUAAGCGAGUACUUUACGAAGAAUGUGACACUUUCGGCAAAAAAAAAUCGCCGAAUGUGCAUUAUGAAAAAUUACCCGUAUAUAGAUCCAAGUGAUUCCAGAGUCCUAAAUUAUGGGCAACUUUAAUCCUGUUAUCCCAAUUUUUCAUGCAUUGUACCAUGUUUUGCCAAAUUAUCACUUGAAACAGGAAAAAAUAAUUUUAUUUACAAUUUUCAAGCGCAGGUUGUUGUUAUUACAAUGUUUAGCCGAUAAAGAGUUCCUCAUGAAACCACGAACGAUCAAUAAAUAGAAAGUUUCACGAUUGUAUUGAUCACGCAGACUAUGAAUAAUCUCUCCUUUUCGGCGAAUUCUGUCGCGCGAGUCGAACAAAUCCAGCGAAACAAGAGCGUUAUGGCUCCUAAAAUGUUAGCGCGUCGCGCAAAAACUCUAGGAGUACGGCGCACAAAAAGUUUGUUUUUUCGCUGAUUUUUUUUUUUUUAACUUGUGAGCGGAUUUUGCCGAAAAGAUGGGACAGCUCAUCGUCUAUGGAUCUCGGGUGACUCAACGUUGUCGCUGUUUACCUGUGAAGAACUGAGAUUAUCUGGACAGCGAUCAAUAUCAUCCAUCAUGUCUCUUUAGUUAGCUACCUUUAUUUAGUCGAGGGCACAGUUUAAACGUCGAACUGCGCACAGAAUUAAUCAUUGAGAGAAUUAGAUUUAUGUUAAGUUUAACAUUUGAAUUAGUUGAGUUCGUCCAACUGAAUUUGGAUCGACCCACACGUUCUGUCUGUCUGCCUAGAUCGGAUGGAACGUGUGAAGACAAACGUCCACCUUUUGAUAGAUGCUUUAUCAGUGGUUGAACUUUACCCGUUUGAGUCGUACAAAAUUGCAAUUUAGGUUGUCUCAUGUGAAGUUCAACGUUUCAACUGGGCCUCAGAACGUAAGUCAGAGUGAGGAAGGUGAAAACUAAUUAGUUCAAUAGACGGACACAAAUUUGCCUCCUCAGACCAUGAAUUCCACAAUCAAUUUUGACGAAUACCCCAGUGUGAUGCCACUGGUCAUUAGCUUGGCUGUCUGUUUGCAAAUAUUGGUGCCGUGUUUGCUCGGCUGCUAUACUGGCUACGUCAGUUUAAUCAGAUCGGGAAGCGAUUUCGAAAGGCCGCUGGACUACUACGAACAGCUCAGAAAGAAAGAGAGGCAACAGUUUGAGGAGGAUCAGGAGAAACGACUACAGAAAGCUGCCUCUGCAAAAAAUCAAGAGGACCUCGAUCAAGCCGUCCAAGAAUAUCAACAAGCCGUCCUAGAUUAUGAGGAGAAAAUCGUAGGGGAAGAAAAAAAAUCCGAAGGAACUCGUCACAUUUGUCCGUGCGCAGGGCUUGUUUCUAUGUUCAUGUCUUUCUCUUUCUAUCUGUGGCUUUUUUUCCUUGUUGGUUGUGAGAUGACUCAUUGCACCACCUACGGUUCAGUGUUUUACGUCAUGAAAAUCUUUGCCUCGGUGAUGGUUGGCGUCUGUGCCGUGAUCGUCCUGCUAGAGAGCUUCUAUUCCGAAGAGCUGCAUUACCUUAAAAACAUCGUAGAAGAUGACACAGCUUUGGAGUAUAUCCAACGCCUGCGAGAAGUCCCCCCGAGGAUAAACAUUGCUGUGGAGUGUUAUCAUCGCGAAGAGCGAAAUAGAACGGUCCACCGCAGGGACCUUAAACGAAACCGAGUAGCUCAUACAGAGACCUAUACUGUGAAAGUAGUGACACAACUGGCAUGUGAAGAGUUCAUAAUCGGGUCAUGGGUGGACGUUUCCAAGAGAGACAGGCCACCCCUGAAGGGCGUGAAUCUGGUUCGCAUUAAGUGUUACCCAGAAAUCCUAUUCGGUGACCAAGAAACAGAAGAGGUUUGUGAGAGAAAGCUGAAAGAAAUGUCAGAGAAGAUGGAAGGAUUGGACGAGUAUACCUCUCGCUGGAAAUAUAUCGACUUGGCAUGUCUCGAUUUGACCUGGGGAAAGCGCAUCUCUGCCUACACCGAUAUGAAUGUGAAGCCAUUUUGGAUGAGUCCCGUAUUUUACUGGAUCGCCACACUGCUGCAAAUGAACUGGCCUUACCGCUUGCUGUUUAGAGCCAGAACAGCGGAGAUAAACCUGUUUAUCAUUAAAAAGAUGUACUGGAAUACAACACGACCAAGAGAGGUGGAAUUAAUGGAACCCAUGGACGACCUUUUAAAAAAGAAAUCACUCGAAGUAAACUCAAAAAGUUCAGACGUUGCCACAACGUCUGAGAUAAAAGAUAAUCCAUCAACAGGCAACCCAACCGACAGUCGAACUGGUGCUUCCGAACAAAGCAGUACAACGUCAUACUCUGACCCAAUUUCACGUGCAGAACCGCAUCCAAAUGUGCCUUUGUCGUCUUACAAGGACACACCCUGUGAUUACAAACCGCUUCUGGCAAAAAACGUGCGACUUCCUGUAAUAGCAGAUGAGGGGUUUUUAUUUCAAUUCGAAAGCUAUCUUUUAAAGGAAAUUCCAACUAAUGAGAUGAGGCAGGGGGAAGAGGACGGGCCUCCCUCAUCUUUCGUAUGUAGCAUGCCGAAAUGA